UUCCACUCCGCCAUGACAAUCACGACGCGGUCGAGGCGGGCGACGUCAUUUACCAGUGGACACACACCUGCAGUCGUUGGACCAGGAUCGUAUGCACCAGAGAAUCUCAUUCAAGCGAAUGUGCUUCCGAGCUAUUCUGCCUUUGCGAGCUCGAACAAGAGAAACUUGAACAAGAACACAGGGACUUCUGCAAUCACUCCAGGUCCUGGGGCCUACAUCACGGAGGUCUCUCCUGGCAACAACCCCGGCACACCGAACGGCCAAUCAUCCAAUGUGUUCGCGACCAAGGUGGCUCGGUUCGCACCACAUGCACCAGGCUCCACCAUCUACCUUGCAUCUACUGUCCUCGACAACCCAGGGCCUGGAGCGUACUCGUGUCCCAGCGAUCUCGAACACACCGACAAGAUCACUGCCAUGCGUCCGACGUCACAUCAGUUCUCCAACCUGAUCAAACAAGGCGUGCCCACCAUUCCGCGAAAGGAUCAGAGCUACGGAUACAGCACCAACGGCGAAGGCGACCUCCACCGACACUCGGCCCCCGCUUCGACGUACUCGGGGCUGGGUCAAGACACCGUUGGACCAGCGUGCUACAAUGUUCGAAGGGAACCGGGGGGUGACAUCACGUCCACCGUCGCAAGCUUAAAGUCCACGACAAAGCGCGAGGUUUGGGACGAGUUGUCCCCUCGGCUGCACAUUCCCGGUCCCGGCCAUUACAACCCCAAGGUUCACCCUGCGAUCACGUUCGACAAGGCGGACAAACCCAGCGCCGUGUUUGCGUCCAAGGUGCCCAUACUGCCUGAACCCCGGCGCAUUCAACAGGACGACGAGAAAGCUCUCUUGUUGGCCCUGCAUCAACAAACCCACGUACAAAAGCCCAAGUUUCGAGGGGUCAAGACGGAGCAGUUCGGGUCCACGUCCGGGCGCACAGAUAUCGCAUCCAACAUCUACACGCCGUACGUGACCCCCACGUGCAACGUGACCCCUGGCCCAGGCACGUACGUGGACAAGAAGAAGAACCGGUACACCAUCGACCGCAUGCACACCCGCCCGACCCUUCGAGACGACGGCGUGGGCUUCCAAGCCGUAUCAGAGCGGCCUUGUUUAGCCAAAACGCGAGUCGCCAAUCCGAUGGGGCCUGGAGCGUACACCCCGACAGGCCACGACCAGACACUGGAGAAGAAGGUCCGCCAACGCCAAGGGAUUGGGCGGAUGGGCCAAUUCGGGUCAACGACGGAGCGGUUUCUGUGGAACAUGACGCCGGAAUCCAUGGAGCCCGACGAGCAAACCCCCGGGCCAGGCACGUACGAGCAGCCCCUGCAGAACUCCGCCGCGCCCCCCCCAGCUAGAGGACGACGUCCUCGCGUGUACACAUCGUCGGCGUUUCGCAGCACCACGGGAAGGUUCCCCAAGGGAAACAACAACCAUGUGCCCGAGUUCCACAUCGUCGGGGCGUGUUCCGCGCCUGCCGUCGGCGAGUACGACCUGAUCAACCCCCCGCAGCACAAAGUAGCGACGAAUCCGCACCUGAAGAUUCCGUUUCUGUCGCAAGGCCACCGCAGCGAAGUCGGUCAAGACACCAUGUACAUGAAAGUGCCGGGUCCAGGCCAGUACGAGGUCACGUCGCCGCGGGACUUGGCCGUGGGAGCGCAGAGCCGCACUCGAACCAACGGCGUGCGCUCGACGUUGGCGUCCAAGCCUCGCUUCGACAAGAACCCUUCCAAGCCGCAUCAACUGCUCGGUCCUGGUUCUUAUGCAAUUCCGUCGACCAUAGGCACCAAGAGCUUCAACGUCACGAUGAAACCGAAAAUCACGUGAUGCAAUCCAAUUGAAAAUUCUCAUAUUGUCAAUGAGGGAAAGGAGAAAAAGUAACAUUAAGCUUACAGUGUAACCCCUAACCUGUAUCAAGGACGUCGUCUCGAUUCCA
Molecule: messenger RNA, 1924 nt
Organism: Aphanomyces astaci
Lineage: Eukaryota; Oomycota; Saprolegniomycetes; Saprolegniales; Verrucalvaceae
Exons: 7
Coding region: 13-1815 (600 amino acids)
Source: RefSeq, a predicted model, not a curated record